Phytophthora nicotianae INRA-310 is the source of this 297-nucleotide messenger RNA. RefSeq lists its product as hypothetical. The coding region runs from base 1 to 297 and encodes 98 amino acids. The record is from RefSeq and is a predicted model, not a curated record. The transcript has 2 exons. Lineage: Eukaryota; Oomycota; Peronosporomycetes; Peronosporales; Peronosporaceae.
AUGGUGAAACUCGCGCUGGCCAAGAUACUCCAGCGCAAGCACAGUACUGCCUUCCCCCAAUAUGAUGUGCCUCCAGUCGCUUCUGGUGAGCUGCAACCGCCCUCUGCAGCUCCGGAGGCAGCCUCCAAGUCGCAGUCGAAACGUGGCCGACCUUCGAAGAGCGACCAGGAGGUUUGGACGAUGUCCUCCACGGAGACUCUGUUUACUACGAGGUAUGUGAAUGCAAGAUACGAAUUCGCACGUGCACGCAACCACGCUCAGGUUGAUGCCUCAUGGAUCACUGGUCAACAAGACUGA